GAAUGUGGAACGGUUCAUGUGCGUGCGUAAUCUGCGGGCCCCGUGAAGUGUUAAAAGCGUUGUUGUUGUUGUUUCGCUUUGUUUUUGCCGUUCCGGGCGGCCGGGGUGCUAAACGAGGCAUGAACAAAAACACUCGAGAACAAAUUAAGCUGUUUGCAAUGGAAUGAGCCCCCGUGAGUCCCUUCGCGGUUUUAGACUUUCAGGUGAUUUCUUCACCAGUGAAUUAGGUGUAAACACAUUGUAGCUGAAGUAUUAACGGUGUUACUUUGAAGUCGAACGGUGAACGAUAGAGUUGGUUCGUGAAAAAGAUGCCAAAAGUAGCAAGGAACAUCAGGAGCUUUCAGUUUUUUCGGUGGAUGUAAUAUGAUGCCAUUGGCGCCAGCUUCGAUGAUGGCCAUGUCCACGCAAAAACCACGGAUAGGAUUUAGCAUUGAGUCCAUCGUGGGAAGCAGGCUAACGAAAUCACCGCCGCAUUAUUCCCCGAAUAGUGACAAUUCUGAGCGACCGUUGAGUCCUCUCAGUGACAGCAGUUACCCCAAUGAGCUUUCCACGCAUUUAAAACUUCCGAUAACACCGGCGGAUAUUCAACGAACAUUAAGACUGCCAGUGAACUGCUCUCCCAGUGACUAUAGUUCGCGGAUACACCAAUUUCACCAUAGUUCCUCACCACCAAUAGAUCUGAAUCGUAGUAGUCGGCUUCCGGAGUCUCCUCAAAGCCAAGAUUUAUCGCGACUAGAUAAUAGUAAAAGUCCACCUCCUCACACACGACUGACUCCUGAGGAGGCCGUCUUCAGAAGAUCCAGAAGCCCGUCCCCACAUCAACCGCUGGGUUCUGGUCCAAUGGCAACCGGUAAAGGACCGAUCGUAGUUCCGGGCAUACCGGCCGGUUUAGUUCGACCGUUUCCGGUUGGACCGCCGCCUCCGCACCAUAUGAGCGAACUGAAGUCCAUCCCACAGUUUAUGAACAAUCAGGAAAUGCUGCAAGCUGCCCACAAUCAACACCUUCUGGCGGCCCAGUUCCAGGCAGCAGCCGCUCUGGCACACGUUCAGGCCGGCCAAGGAUUCCCGCCACCACAUCCGGGCCAUUUGCACAACCCGAACAUUCCGCGCGAUAGUUACCCGCUGUACCCGUGGCUGCUGAGCCGUCAUGGUCGUAAUGUGUUCCCGCCACGAUUUCCUGGAAGUUACCUGCUACCAUUCCGAAAGCCAAAGCGAGUGCGAACUGCCUUUUCACCGACACAGCUGCUGAAACUGGAGCACGCCUUCGAGAACAACCACUACGUGGUGGGGGCGGAGCGGAAAACUUUGGCGCAGGUUCUCAGUCUGACGGAAACACAGGUCAAAGUAUGGUUCCAGAACCGUAGGACCAAACACAAACGGAUGCAGCAGGAGGAGGAUGCCAAAUCCGGUGGGGGUGAUGGUGGUGGUGGGGGUGGUGCUGGAAGUGGAAACCGUUCCUCCAGUCCGGGUUGUGCUUACGACGACGAGGACGAGGAUGCCGAUGACGACGAACUGAUCGACAUGGAAAUGGAGGACUGCCUGAGCGAUGAAGAGCAGGAGUUGAUCCAGCGGCAGCAGCACCAGCAGCAACAACAGCACCAAAUGCAGCAACAUUUGCAGCAUCAUGCAUGAAGUUUAGCUCAAGAACGGUUGCUUCGGAUGAUCGUUCUUGAUUGAUUUCAAUUUUCAUCCGGUCAAGACGGGGAAAGGCGGAAGGAAACAGUGAUAUUAUCGGUUAUAAUCCGACUGACUAAACGUUGAUGUUCCUGAUUUCAUAUGAGCUGAGUUUCUGGGGGCUCUGUGAGAAUCUAGAUUGAAAGAUUUCAGGUGAAAUGGUCUGACGAUCUGUCAAAAUUGCAACCCCCAUUGAAGUUGCAGUUUUUAACGUGCCAAAUUAGUUUAUCGAUGUAGUGUUCAUACCUUGAAGGCACACACUGUGGGAACUGUUUCGCCAUUUAAGAUGGAGAGUGUAAUUUGUGUGCCAAACGUGGAGCAACAGAAAACCUAUUCAGGGCGGUCGAAGUGUGCAGCACUUUUAGCCCGUUUGCUAGGCAAUUUAGCUACAUCUAGAGACGAGCGAAUGUAUGUAUAGUUGAUUAUUUAUUAUUUAUUUGUCAAUUGAAAGCGAUAGAAAAUAGAACCGAUGUACCGGAGUAGUCGGGACUGCUUCGGAGUGUGUAAAUACUGCUUGUACAUACUAGGCGUAGCGUAGAUGUAAAUUAAAUUAUCCUUAUAAGAGAUACAAUACGGUAUCAAUUAGAUGAGGUGCAAGUUGUGGUUGAAUAAUUGAAAGUUAAUGGGCCGCAAUGCAGGCGCUGAGAAAUCCAAAGUGAUUUGUACAAUUGUGCAUCGGAUGGAUGUAUCGUUGUUAAUUAAAUUAAAACCCAUUUCGCGCGCAAAUAAGUAUGCAACAUGGACGCAUUCAACUCGUGAUUAUUUCUUUUUUUUUCCAUUUCGACAGU
Molecule: messenger RNA, 2462 nt
Organism: Topomyia yanbarensis
Lineage: Eukaryota; Metazoa; Arthropoda; Insecta; Diptera; Culicidae
Product: homeotic protein empty spiracles-like
Exons: 3
Coding region: 364-1632 (422 amino acids)
Biological process (GO): neuron differentiation; regulation of DNA-templated transcription; central nervous system development
Molecular function (GO): DNA binding; DNA-binding transcription factor activity, RNA polymerase II-specific
Source: RefSeq, a predicted model, not a curated record